GUUGGGUUUCAGUGGGUGGUGGUGGUGUUUGAUGGGGAUAGGUGAGUGCUUUGAUGAAUAUGGAUGAAUGGUGAUGAUGAAAAUGAAAUUAUGUUUUUCUUAAUCUGAAUUUGGGUGGGAUGAAUCUGGGUUGUUUUUUGUUGAAGAUGAUGGAGAUAAUGAGAAGGAUGAAGAUGAGAUUAAAUUUUAGAGUAAAGGUAGAAGGGGGAAUUCGUUUGGUUGUGCAAGAUUGCACUAGGAAAUCCUUAUGCAUAUUAUGGGAUCCCACUUUGAAAUGAUUUUACUUUUUUAAAAGAAGUUGAGAUGUUGGAUUCUGAUCUUAUGACCAAAAUGCAUUCUAUGCAAGCGGAAGAAGAAAGCUUGUUGUUCGAACAACAAGAGAAGAGGACAACAUUCAACUACCCAAACAUAAUGAAACACUCCAAGUUGCAUAUAACUCACAAACAUAAAUUCGUUCUUUUAAAUUUUAAAUUUAACUACAUCAAACUUCAAACUUCAAGUAAAUCAAACAAGCAUUUAUAAAUGUUUCAAAAAUACACUUUAAUUGCUCUAUUCAUGUUUAAUUUAUUUUAAGUCGAAAAUAUUCACAUCUGUUAUCACCGUUACCAUUACAAUAUAUUUCUUAAACAUCAUAUUCAGACAUAAAAUUUUAUUAUUAAACAAAAUGAAAUGAAGUAUGCAUCACUUAAAUAUGUAAGAAAAACCAUUCUCAGAAUUAGAAAAGAGAGGGCUCCUUAAACAUCUACUUAGGUGUUCAAUCCUUGAGCAAUGUGUAUGGAAAAACGUUUUUGUUAUGAGCACUUAAUAUGAUCUCAAGAGUCUCGGGGAAUCGUAGGAUUAAUUUCAUUUAUUUUUACUUGAAUUUUUAAACUUUAUCUUGUUAACAACAUCACACUCGAGAAGGAGGCAAAAAUCCCCAUGGCUUAAACCCCAAACAAACCUCUCACAUAAUCCAUUCCACUUCAACUUCCACUCUCAUCUCUUCCAUGGCGUUGCCAUUUCUUACUCUUCCAUCCUUUUUUCACACCUCCAAUUCCAUAACUGCAACCUUCGCUCCUCCUUCCACACGCUUCCGUUCACACUCCUACCGCCUCCGACCUCCGGGAGCCACCGGCGCCGACGGCAUAUUCUACCCCAACCCCUCCGACGACGACCCACCGGAAGCCCCUGAGGAUUCCGCCCACGGCUUCUCCAAAUUCCAGCAAAUCCACAUCCAAGCUGACCGCGCCCGCCAAAUCCAGGAGGAAGAUUUCAAGAAGAAUCAGUCCACCUUCCUCGCCGCCAUCGCCGACGUCGAAGACGCCCCUGACAUCCCUUCCACUCUCGACUCCGGUGCCGACGACUUGUUCGGCGAGAUCGAUAAGGCUAUUGCGCUUAAACGCAAGGAGUUCGUCAAGCAGGGCCUUCUCCAGCCCAAUCCCGCCAAACCACUUAUCCCCGACGUCGCCGAUGAGCUUCAGCCUGACGAGCUCGCCGACGUGGAGGAAAUUGACCAGCUCCGUGACCUUGCGGCAGCGGCAACCUCCGACGAGCCGCCGGGAGAUUUCGUCGGCGAAGGAGAUGAUUCAUCUCUGAAAGCUGAUUCUCCGUUUGAGUUGGAUUUUGAGAGUUAUGGGAAGAGUAAGGCUAGGAUUGUGGAACCGAAGUUUAGGAUGAGUUUGGCUGAGCUUUUGGAUGAGAGCAAAGUGGUGCCAGUGUCUGUGUAUGGAAAUUUGGAGGUUGAGAUAACUGGGAUUCAGCAUGAUUCUAGGCUUGUCACUUCUGGUAACUUGUUUGUGUGCUGUGUGAAAAACGAUGGGCACGUGUUAUUGAGUGAGGCGGAUAAGCGAGGUGCUGUUGCUGUUGUUGCGAGUAAAGAGAUUGAUAUUGAAGACACUUUGGGUUGUAAGGCUUUGGUGAUUGUGGAAGAUACCAAUGCGGUUCUUGCUGCGUUGGCUGCGUCGUUUUAUCGGUAUCCUUCGAAGAACAUGGCUGUUAUUGGGAUAGCUGGGACUUAUGGCAAAACAACCACCACCUAUUUGAUAAAAAGCAUGUAUGAAGCAAUGGGGCUGCGGACGGGGAUGUUCAAUUCAAUCGCUUGUUAUGUCCAUGGGGAUAAUCAGUUGGAUUUGGAAGCGGUUGAUGAGACCCUGGAUGCUGUUUUGGUUCAGAAUUUGAUGGCGAAGAUGCUUCACAAUGGAACUGAAGCGGUGGUCGCGGAGGCCUCUUCUCAUGGACUGGCUGAGGGAAAGUAUGACGAGGUUGAUUUUGAUAUUGCGGUUUUUACGAAUAUGGCUGAGGAGGCAGAUAGAGAUGAGAAUGCUAAGCUGUUCUCGAGGAUGGUGGAUCCUGACCGGCACAGGAAAGUUGUUAACAUUGAUGAUCCGAAUGCGCCUUCCUUCGUUUCAUUGGGGAGCCCGGAUGUUCCUGUUGUGACAUUCGCGUUGGAGAAUAAGGAUGCAGAUGUUCAUCCCUUGAAGUUUGAACUCUCCCUGUUUGAGACUCAGGUGUUGGUUAACACACCCACCGGGAUCCUGGAAAUUUCAUCGGGUUUGCUUGGAAGACACAAUGUGUACAACAUUCUUGCUGCUGUGGCAGUUGGCAUUGCCGUCGGGGCACCCUUAGAGGACAUUGUUAGAGGGAUUGAAGAGGUUGAUGCAGUUCCUGGUAGGUGUGAGUUGAUUGAUGAGGAACAAGCAUAUGGGGUAAUUGUGGACUAUGCUCGAACUCCUGAUGCCUUGUCUAGAUUGCUUGAUUCUGUAAGAGAGCUUGGACCUCGCAGGAUUAUAACUGUUAUCGGUUGCUGUGGCGAGGAUGAUAGGGGGAAGAGACCCUUGAUGACCAAGAUAGCAACAGACAAAAGUGAAGUGACCAUGCUGACAUCUGACAAUUCCAAGAGUGAAGAUCCAUUGGAUAUUUUGGAUGAUAUGUUGGCUGGGGUAGGAUGGACAAUGCAGGAGUACCUGAAAUAUGGAGAGAAUGACUACUACCCUCCUCUUCCUAAUGGUCAUAGGCUUUUUCUCCAUGACAUUAGGAGGGUAGCUGUGCGAGCUGCUGUUGCAAUGGGAGAGGAAGGUGAUGUUGUUGUGAUCGCUGGCAAAGGCCAUGAAACAUAUGAAAUAGCAGGUGAGAAGAGGGAUUUCUUUGAUGACAGAGAAGAGUGCAGGGAGGCAUUGCAAUAUGUUGAUGAGCUUCACCAAGCUGGAAUAGAUACAAGUGAAUUUCCAUGGCGGUUACCGGAGAGCCACUGAUACCGCAUGCUGCUUUGAUAUAAAUUAUGUCUGCAUUACUUGUUUACCUGAGUAGAGAUCUAGCAAGUUAGAAGAACAGGGCCUUUUCGGUGAUUAGGGGACCCUUUUUUGCAGAAGAAGCAUGGGAAUCAACCAGGUAAAAAUGACCUUUUGAGUUUGAACGGCAAUGGCCUUCGGAGUCCAGCCGAAAAUUGCAGCUUCGGAAUAGUACAGUUUUAUCCAAUCAUCUAUUUUUUGUCAAUAUAAUUGUAGUUAUAAUUUUUUCUCUUUUCUUUUUCCCUGGGCCUAUUGUCCUUGCCACUGUAAGUCUAUGUCCUUUAAGUAAAUUGGAGAGCGAUGCAAAUAGUCGAGCUUCCUCAUUGGCAAAUAUAUAUAGGACUUGGUUGACCAAGCUUGGGAGUCAACCAGGUAAAAUGGCAUUUUCUAUGGUGAAUUCUCAGUUCUUAAAUGUGUUGUGGGAUUUAGGUCAUCUAAGUAAGAAGUGCACUUUAGAGUUUGAUUUUUUGGUUGAAACCACAAGUAUCCUCCAUUGAGGCUUUGUUCGA
This is a messenger RNA of Lotus japonicus, 3775 nucleotides long. Its product is annotated as UDP-N-acetylmuramoyl-L-alanyl-D-glutamate--2,6-diaminopimelate ligase MurE homolog, chloroplastic. Bases 987 to 3230 code for a protein of 747 amino acids. Gene Ontology annotation, cellular component: cytoplasm. Gene Ontology annotation, biological process: regulation of cell shape; cell division; biosynthetic process. Gene Ontology annotation, molecular function: acid-amino acid ligase activity; ATP binding. Lineage: Eukaryota; Viridiplantae; Streptophyta; Magnoliopsida; Fabales; Fabaceae. The transcript is spliced from 5 exons. The record is from RefSeq and is a predicted model, not a curated record.